This is a messenger RNA of Lutra lutra (Eurasian river otter), 4714 nucleotides long. It is a transcript of the gene SLC12A2, whose product is annotated as solute carrier family 12 member 2. NCBI's taxonomy places the organism in Eukaryota, Metazoa, Chordata, Mammalia, Carnivora, Mustelidae. The transcript has 27 exons. Gene Ontology annotation, molecular function: ammonium channel activity; sodium:potassium:chloride symporter activity. The record is from RefSeq and is a predicted model, not a curated record. Gene Ontology annotation, biological process: cell volume homeostasis; chloride transmembrane transport; potassium ion import across plasma membrane. The coding region runs from base 527 to 4141 and encodes 1204 amino acids. Gene Ontology annotation, cellular component: membrane.
ACGGAAGAGGAGGUAGCGGCGCGGAGAUCCCGGCGACGGCGGUGAGGCGGCGCGUCGCCGCGCCUGCUCCCUGAUCGUGCUGCUCGCGCUGCCCGAGGCCCGGCGCGGACUGGACCGACGCGAUCCUCGCGCAGGCAGCUCUCGCGUGGGGUCUCGCAGAAGCCCGGGAGGGCCGGGCCGGCGAGGGAGCGUCUGCCGCGCGACACUGCGGGACCGCGGGUGGGCGGGCUGAGGGGCGGAGGAGCUGCCGACCCCGCCUCCCGCGUGCUGCUGCUGUAGCCGCCACCGCUGCGGCCCCGCCGAGGCUUUAAACAGCGGGGCCCGCCCCGCGCCCACUGCACUCGCGCGCCGACUCGGCUGCCGGCGGCGUUUGUGCCGGUCCGGGCUAGCGGCGGCGGGCGGGCGGAGGGGCGAGCGAUUCCGUCACUUGGCGUUGCGGCCGCGGGCACCGCCGGCGGGAGGCGCGGAGGGCGUGCAGCCCGCGACGUCCGCCAGGCUCUCAGAGUCUGCCGGGGGUCUGGCAGCGAUGGAACCGGGGCCCACGGCGCCCUCCUCCGGCGCCCCGAGGCUGGCCGGGGUCGGGGAGACUCCUCCAGCUGCCGCGGUGGCCGCCGCCGGGGUGGACCUGCCCGGCACGGCCGUGCCCUCAGUGUCGGAGGAUGCUGCGGCCACGAGCCGGGGCGGCGGCGGGGUCCGCGGUGAGGGCGCCGCGGCGGCCGGGGACGGACUGGGAAGACCCUUGGGGCCCACCCCGAGCCAGAGCCGCUUCCAGGUGGACCUCGUUUCCGAGAACGCGGGGAGGGCUGCAGCGGGCACGGCGGCUGGUGCAGGGGCUGGGGGUAAGGAGACCCCAGCGGACGGGAAAGCUAGCGGCGAAAGCGGGCCAGGCAAGGGCAGCGAGGAAGCCAAGGGCCGCUUCCGCGUGAACUUCGUGGACCCGGCUGCCUCUUCAUCUGCUGACGAGAGCCUGUCGGAUGCGGCAGGGGUCGGAGGCGACGGGCCCAACGUGAGCUUCCAGAACGGCGGGGACACUGUGCUCAGCGAGGGCAGCAGCCUGCACUCCGGCGGUGGCGGCGGCAGUGGACAUCACCAGCACUACUACUAUGAUACCCACACCAACACUUACUACCUGCGCACCUUUGGCCACAACACCAUGGACGCCGUGCCCAGGAUCGAUCACUACCGGCACACCGCAGCGCAGCUGGGCGAGAAGCUACUCCGGCCCAGCUUGGCCGAGCUCCAUGAUGAGCUGGAAAAGGAACCUUUUGAGGAUGGCUUUGCCAAUGGGGAAGAAAGUACUCCAACCAGAGAUGCUGUGGUCACAUACACUGCGGAAAGUAAAGGAGUUGUGAAGUUUGGCUGGAUCAAGGGUGUAUUAGUACGUUGUAUGUUAAACAUUUGGGGUGUUAUGCUCUUCAUUAGAUUGUCAUGGAUUGUGGGUCAAGCUGGAAUAGGUCUGUCAGUUGUUGUAAUUGUAAUGGCCACUGUUGUGACAACUAUCACGGGAUUGUCUACUUCAGCAAUAGCUACUAAUGGAUUUGUACGUGGAGGAGGAGCAUAUUAUUUAAUAUCUAGAAGUCUAGGGCCAGAAUUUGGUGGUGCAAUUGGACUGAUCUUUGCUUUUGCCAAUGCUGUUGCAGUUGCUAUGUAUGUUGUUGGAUUUGCAGAAACCGUGGUGGAGUUGCUUAAGGAACAUUCCAUACUUAUGAUAGAUGAAAUCAAUGAUAUUCGAAUUAUUGGAGCCAUUACCGUGGUGAUCCUCUUAGGUAUUUCAGUGGCUGGAAUGGAAUGGGAAGCAAAAGCUCAGAUUGUUCUUUUGGUGAUUCUCCUACUUGCAAUUGCUGAUUUCGUCAUAGGAACAUUUAUCCCAUUGGAGAGCAAGAAGCCCAAAGGUUUCUUUGGUUAUAAAUCUGAAAUAUUUAAUGAGAACUUUGGACCAGAUUUUCGAGAGGAAGAAACUUUCUUUUCUGUAUUUGCCAUCUUUUUUCCUGCUGCAACUGGUAUUCUUGCUGGAGCAAAUAUCUCAGGUGAUCUUGCAGAUCCUCAGUCAGCCAUACCCAAAGGAACACUUUUAGCCAUUUUAAUUACUACGGUGGUUUACAUAGGAAUUGCAGUAUCUGUAGGUUCUUGUGUUGUUCGAGAUGCCACUGGGAAUGUUAAUGACACUAUUGUAACAGAACUAACAAACUGUACUUCUGCAGCCUGCAAAUUAAACUUUGACUUUUCAUCUUGUGAAAGCAAUCCUUGUUACUAUGGCCUAAUGAACAAUUUCCAGGUAAUGAGCAUGGUGUCAGGAUUUGCACCAUUAAUUUCUGCUGGUAUCUUUUCAGCCACUCUUUCUUCUGCAUUAGCAUCCCUUGUGAGUGCUCCCAAAAUAUUUCAGGCCCUUUGUAAGGACAACAUCUACCCAGCUUUCCAAAUGUUUGCUAAAGGUUACGGGAAAAAUAAUGAACCUCUUCGUGGCUACAUCUUAACGUUCUUAAUUGCUCUCGGAUUCAUCUUAAUUGCUGAGCUGAAUGUUAUUGCUCCAAUUAUUUCUAACUUCUUCCUUGCAUCAUAUGCAUUGAUCAAUUUUUCGGUGUUCCAUGCGUCACUUGCAAAAUCUCCAGGGUGGCGUCCUGCAUUCAAAUACUACAACAUGUGGAUAUCACUUCUUGGAGCGAUUCUUUGCUGCAUAGUGAUGUUCGUUAUUAACUGGUGGGCUGCAUUGCUAACAUAUGUAAUAGUCCUUGGGCUGUAUAUUUAUGUUACCUACAAAAAACCAGAUGUGAACUGGGGAUCCUCUACACAAGCUCUGACUUACCUAAAUGCACUGCAACAUUCGAUUCGUCUUUCGGGAGUGGAAGACCAUGUGAAAAACUUUAGGCCACAGUGUCUUGUUAUGACAGGUGCUCCAAAUUCACGCCCAGCUUUACUUCAUCUUGUUCAUGAUUUCACAAAAAAUGUUGGUUUGAUGAUCUGUAGUCAUGUACAUAUGGGCCCUCGAAGACAAGCCAUGAAAGAGAUGUCCAUUGAUCAAGCCAAAUACCAGCGGUGGCUUAUCAAAAACAAGAUGAAAGCUUUUUAUGCUCCAGUCCAUGCAGAUGAUUUGAGAGAAGGUGCACAGUAUUUAAUGCAGGCUGCUGGUCUUGGGCGUAUGAAGCCCAAUACACUUGUCCUUGGAUUUAAGAAAGACUGGUUGCAAGCAGAUAUGAGAGAUGUGGAUAUGUACAUAAACAUAUUUCAUGACGCCUUUGACAUACAAUAUGGAGUAGUGGUUAUCCGCCUAAAAGAGGGUCUGGAUAUAUCUCAUCUUCAAGGACAAGAAGAAUUACUGUCAUCACAAGAGAAAUCUCCUGGUGUCAAGGAUGUGGUACUAAGUAUGGAGUACAGUAAGAAGUCGGAUUUAGAUACUUCAAAACCAUCUGAUGAGAAAGCUGUUACACACAAAGAUGAGGAAGAGGAUGGCAAGACUCCAACUCAACCACUGUUGAAAAAAGAAUUCAAAGGCCCUGCUGUGCCCUUAAAUGUAGCUGACCAAAAGCUUCUUGAAGCAAGUACACAGUUUCAGAAAAAACAAGGAAAGAAUACUAUUGAUGUCUGGUGGCUUUUUGAUGAUGGAGGUUUGACUUUAUUGAUACCUUAUCUUCUGACUACCAAGAAAAAGUGGAAAGACUGUAAAAUCAGAGUAUUCAUUGGUGGGAAAAUAAAUCGAAUAGACCAUGACCGGAGAGCGAUGGCUACUUUGCUGAGCAAGUUCCGGAUAGACUUCUCUGAUAUCAUGGUCUUAGGAGAUAUUAAUACUAAGCCAAAGAAAGAAAAUAUUGUAGCUUUUGAUGAAAUGAUUGAGCCGUACAGACUUCAUGAAGAUGACAAAGAACAAGAUAUUGCAGAUAAAAUGAAAGAAGAUGAACCAUGGCGAAUAACAGACAAUGAGCUUGAACUCUAUAAAACCAAGACCUACCGGCAGAUCAGGUUAAAUGAAUUAUUAAAGGAACAUUCAAGUACAGCUAAUAUCAUUGUCAUGAGUCUGCCAGUUGCCCGGAAAGGUGCUGUCUCUAGCGCUCUCUAUAUGGCGUGGUUAGAAGCUCUAUCGAAGGACCUACCACCAAUUCUCCUAGUCCGUGGGAACCAUCAGAGUGUCCUUACCUUCUAUUCUUAAAGGCCCUAUACAGUGGACAGCCCUCUAGAUGGUACUUGAGUGCCUAGUGAAGUCACUGAAAUCUUCAAUGACACAUUAACAACACAAUGGCGAACUGUGACUUUUCUUUCACUUUUUCAUUAAUUUGAAAGCACACAGGGAAGUUGCUCCACUGAUAUGUGUAUGGAGACUUCAGUUUUAGUCAGUUCUGUAUUUCAGUCUUAAUGAAUGAUGAUGAUUCCUUGUUGUUGGACUGAAGCUCACGAGAGUAAAGUUUUCCUUUGCUACUUGAAUAGCAAUAAAAGUGUGUUAUUUUGUGAUUGAUGAAAGGAGUACAAAAAGCCUUUAGCCUUGAGGUGCCUUCUGAAAUUAACCAAAUUUCAUCCAUAUAUCCUCUUUUAUAAAUUUAUAGAAUGUCAAAUUUUGCCUUCAGCUGUUAUUUUCGUUUCUAGUCUCUCCCACUUAAAAUGAAAUGGACACUGCUUUCUUCUUCCAUUGACCAAUUAGUGUUGAGUACUGUAUGUUUUCUAUUACUUUUAUAAAGGUAUCUGUUAGAUACUAAAGGCAAGAAUUAGGGCAAGUUAAUGAAAAAUG